GUUGUGUUGCGGUUGGUUUGCUAAAUAAAUUGCGCUCUGUGGAUCGUACUCGUACAUAUUAAAAAGUAAAAAAAAAUAAAUAGAAAUGUAAAUUAUUUAUUUGUGGAUCGACAAUUGUGAGUGUAUUUUUGGUGAAGGUUUUUGAGAUCAAAAACUUUCUUGGUCGUAAUGGAUUCAGACGGAGAUCCGCUAGCUGCACCCUAUGUGGAUUUAAAUAAAUAUCAAGGAGAUGAAGGCUACGUGGUGGAGAGCGACCCCCGCGGCCACGUGCUGCAACAGCAGUGGGUCACACUGACGGCAAGCAUGUGGCCUGAGCCGACCGCCUCUUCUAGAGGCUGGAGAAUUUCAGCAGAACGUCUUCCCGUUUUGGCCGCGGUUUUUUGUGGAGCUGCAUUAGUUGUCUGUUUUCUGUGCGCAUUCCUUCUGUAUCGCUAUUGCAUCAUGCCGCGUCGGGAUAAACAUUACUGUCUUCGUAAAGUGGAUGGGAGUUCGAGUGGUACCCAAGUGCCUCCUGUAGUAUCACCAGCGUAUCCUAGUCAAACUGCCGUUUAUGCCGAGCAGAAGAACUGUGGAUGGGGUUACAGUAAUAGGCUUGUGCCACCUCUUCCGGGAAAUCCAUGGUACACCAAUAGAAUGAUAGGAGGACCCCAGUGUACUCAAUGUCCUGGAGUUUGUCCGGUGCCGAGGAGCAGCAGCCAUCCAGGAUCGUCGUCACAAGCACAAGCCAACACAACGAGAAGACAGCGGCCUGUAAGUCAACCAGUCCAACUGGGUCCUUCUGUCGUUACAAACGGCGAGAUCGUACCAAAAUCACCGAUGCCUGAAAUUUCAGAAUUCUCACCACAGAAUAUGCAGUACGCUUCUAGCAGUAUUCUAGAUGAAGUGGGAAGCAAAGAUGAGCAAAACUCUGAAGAACCCACGUUAAAAACUCGAAGUUUACCAGCAUGGGUUAGGUCUAAGCCCAGACCAUUAUCAACAGAAGACGACUUAAAUGAUUUAUAUGCUAAGGUUAACUUUAGCAAAAAACGGAAAAAUCGAAUGCGCAACGAUGAAGCUGCGAUAAUAGCCCUAAGUAAAUCGAGAAGUCAAUUCCUUCACAAGGACACGGACUCUCUUGUCGACAACGAGGCUGUUAUAGUCUACGACGAACGCACAGCUUUGUAAAAAAUUUUUGAUAUCAAAAUUAUAUAUUUUGGACAUAUUUUUACAAUGUUAGUCAGAACCUUGAUAGUUAUGAACAUAUCGUUGUUGCAAAUGAAGACUAUGUCAACUGACAAAUAAUUUCUAGAUCUAAGAUUUGAGGAUUUAAAGUAUUUUUCUGUGAUAAAUUUUAAAAUGUGUAGGGUUUUCGUCUUAUUAAAUUAAUUAUUAUAAAUGUAAUCCUUUUAAGACUGGUCCUAUUGCAAUUCUAUGAAUGUGUAGAUAGAAUGUAAUGUGCUGUUUUUAAUACUAAAUUGUAUUAGACCAUCCAGCACAAAUAUUUAUUGUACUAAUAGAUACUGCAUACAGGGCACGUAAUACGUGAUUAGCAGUGGCGAUUCGUUUAUCUGUGUUAGACGCCAAAGACAUUAAACUUAGUUAGAAUCUGUUAUGGGAAGAUUAAUUUUGUACUAUAAUAUUUAAAUAAUUAUUUUGUUGUGUAUUGAAGUUUAGAAUAAAGAACACUACCUACUU
Messenger RNA from Zophobas morio, 1674 nucleotides. RefSeq lists its product as uncharacterized. NCBI's taxonomy places the organism in Eukaryota, Metazoa, Arthropoda, Insecta, Coleoptera, Tenebrionidae. The transcript has 6 exons. The record is from RefSeq and is a predicted model, not a curated record. Bases 169 to 1164 code for a protein of 331 amino acids.